AUGGAAACAGUUCUAGAUCAGUUCAAUAAUGAUAGCUUAGAAACCAUACACGAAGAAGAACCAAUAGUGAAUGAAAAUAAACCGAUUAGAAAGAAAAAGUCUACGGUUAAGAAAGACGAUAGUGUAGAUGUAGAAGAAAAACGUGAACAAUUAUAYAUUUUAGCAGUYCUAGGRACRAUCGAGGUAUACACAGGYAAUAAGAUGAGUMUCGGKGAUGUUAAGAAAUUAUCAGCAAAAGAUGUUGAUAGAUUCUAUAAUAGAUAUCAAGUAAUCAUGGGUGCACAAGUUGCAGGGACAUUAGUCGAUACGACAAUAGAUGCUGCAACUGAGUUAACUAGUUAUAUAUUGCCUAUAGACAAUAAAAAAUCUUUAUCCCGUGAUCUUAAGGAAAAUCAGAUGAUAAGACAAGAGCUUACUAACGCAGCUGGUUAUGCUAUCCUAAAAGGUGGAAGAUUCAUUGCAUUAGCAACAGGAUUAUUUCAAGUAGCUAAACAUAUAGAUCGUAACCAUACUAGUAAUAAAGAAGCAGUAGAAGACAUGGAUAAAAUGUCUGAAAACGAUAGCACACAAAUAGAACAAAUAACUAAGACGCCUGAACAGAAAGUAGAACGCAUUAAGGAUCCUAAGAAGGUAGCAGCAGAUAAACGUUUGGCUGAUUAUCAUAAAAGAGCUAAACGAGCCCUUAAAGCUGAUACUGAUACUGAGGAAAAAGAUAAUGGUGAACAUAAGUGGAUGCCUGAAAUAUCACUAACAACUGCAUUAACAAUGAUGGAGGCUGGUGGAAUUGACUUCGAUCCAUUAACCGAGGAGGGAAAGGCUAAUGUUAAUGAAGAAAUAGAUGGCAAUUUUCUUGAUUAUGAAGAUGUUUAUGAAAAAGAUACUAGUGGUGUAGGUCUAUAUCAGCAAUUAAAAGCAAGGUUUGGAAAGUAUGCYCGUUUUGCUUAUAAUGGUAUAAGAGAUAGGCUUACACGUGUUAAUCCAAAAAAUAAAUUACCUGAAUAUAUGGAGCUCGAUAAUGUCGAUGAAAAGGAAUCAAAUGAGAGAAAUUCAGAAGUGUUGUACAAUGAAAUCUUGAGAAGAUAUCCAGAGUUCGAUUAUGAUGGUGAUUACGAAAAAUUGUUUAAAAACUUCCAAAUAGUAGACGGAAACGAAAUCGAAGUAAGGGCUCCUAAUGGUACAAAAUGGUAUGUUCUAUCUCCCGAUGAUACGAAAAUACCCAAACAGCUUAGGAAAACACUCGGUUGGAGUAGAGAGCAUAUCGAUAGAUAUGAUCAGGGGAAAAAAGAUCUCGAUAUGUACUUUCCUAAUAAUACGAUAACGAGAGAGAAUGGAUUCGACAUAAGAACUAGUAAAGAUCAUUAUGUUGAGGUAUUCGAUCCUAAUAUAGUAAAAGGGAAAAAAGAAGGAGGGUGGUACGGCAUUCUAACUAAGGGUUUUGAGGCUUACUCGGAAAAGAGCUUCGGUAAAAUGACUAAUAGGAUAAAAAGCAAUUUAGGUGAGUCUGCCGAUACCCUUCUAAAGAAUCUUGCAGCAAAGGAAUCAGAGAACGAUCAAGAGCUACAACAUGUGUAUGCAAAGGUCGAAGUAAUAAACCAUAAACAGGAUGAAAUAAACGAUGAGAAAGAAGCUAACAGCGAUAGGUUAUCCAACCUAGGAGAUUUUAUAGAAGAGCAUUAUGAUAGAUUGGUCAAUAACGACCUUUCUGAAGAGGAAAUGGAUAAUGCGUCAUCCAUAUUCGAGUUACAUUAUAACUCACAUGAUCAUAAAGAUGGUACGAUAACGCAGAUAGAAGCCCUACAACAAAGACGUGAUGAAAUAAGAAAAGAAAAUAACAAAUUAAUAGAUACUAACGAACAACUAAAACAGGAAGAAGCUCAGCAUGAAGAUAGAAUACGUGAACUAGUAAAUGAGCGGCAAGAGAUACAAAAUGAAAGAGAAUCGAUAGAGGAAAAAUUACCGUUGAGAGAACGUGUAAAACAGAUAAUAAAACGCCAUGGUUUGACCGUCACUGGUAUUGCUCUAGCUGUUGGCACUAUCAUAGGUGUCAUAAUCAAUAGUUUGAAAGCUGGUUUAACUAGUGUUGCUAAGGGUGUUGGUAAUGGUUUGAAAACUAUUGGUAAGAAAUUAGCACAAAUCCUACCUGGUAUGGUUGGAGCAAUAGCUAGUUUCAUAUUUAGAACAGCUGGAGAGGUUGUUGGCUUCCUUGCUAAGAAUGCAUGGCUCCUUAUAGUAGCUGUCGUUUUGUAUAUCAUAGAAAGGUAUAAAAAGAAAAAAUGA
Molecule: messenger RNA, 2277 nt
Organism: Actinia tenebrosa (Australian red waratah sea anemone)
Lineage: Eukaryota; Metazoa; Cnidaria; Anthozoa; Actiniaria; Actiniidae
Source: RefSeq, a predicted model, not a curated record